GGCUGCGCUACUUUUGGUCCGGGCUUGGCGGGGAGGCCGCGGCUGCCGCAUCAGAGCUGACGUGGGGACGACGUGGGGCCGCCGCCGGCGCGGGGUUGCUGGGCGGCGGCGCCGCUGCUAAGCGGCGGCCGGGCUGGCGGUCUCCACCUCCUCCCGUCCGUAAUCAGUGACGAGGUCCGCUACGUAAACGCCAUCGCGGCGGGAUAAAUAAAGAGGAAAGGAGCGAAGGAUUGAUUACAUAUGUUAUAAUAAUGAGCAAAUGUGGCAGGAAGAAGUAUAUUAAGACAAACCUAAGACAAAUGACCAUGGAAACAAUUGAGUCCCAUCGGGAUGGAAGUGUCAGAGGUUCUGUGCCAGAGAGCGAAUCUGCUCGUAUACAGACGCAGACUGGUCAAAACUCAAUCCCUACUUUAGCUCAGGUUUCUGUAGCGGGAUCAGGCACCGGAAGAGGCUCCCCCGCUGUAACUCUAGUGCAGUUACCCUCGGGCCAAACUGUGCAUGUCCAGGGAGUAAUUCAGACACCACAGCCAUCGGUCAUUCAGUCACCACAAAUACAAACUGUUCAGGUAGCAACAAUUGCAGAGACAGAUGAGUCUGCAGAAUCAGAAGGUGUAAUUGAUUCUCAUAAACGUAGAGAAAUCCUUUCACGAAGACCCUCUUAUAGAAAAAUACUGAAUGAAAUUUCCUCUGAUGUGCCUGGUGUCCCCAAGAUUGAAGAAGAAAAAUCAGAGGAAGAAGGAACUCCGCCUAACAUCGCUACCAUGGCAGUACCGACUAGCAUAUAUCAGACUAGCACGGGGCAAUACAUUGCUAUAGCCCAAGGUGGAACAAUCCAGAUUUCUAACCCAGGAUCUGAUGGUGUUCAGGGACUCCAGGCAUUAACAAUGACAAAUUCAGGAGCUCCUCCACCAGGUGCUACCAUUGUACAGUAUGCAGCACAAUCAGCCGAUGGCACACAGCAGUUCUUUGUCCCAGGCAGCCAGGUUGUUGUUCAAGAUGAGGAAACUGAACUUGCCCCAAGUCACAUGGCUGCCGCCACUGGUGACAUGCCAACUUACCAGAUCCGAGCUCCCACUACUGCUUUGCCACAGGGCGUGGUGAUGGCCGCCUCGCCGGGAAGUUUGCACAGCCCUCAGCAGCUCGCAGAAGAAGCAACACGCAAACGAGAGCUGAGGCUAAUGAAAAACAGGGAAGCUGCCCGGGAGUGUCGCAGGAAGAAGAAAGAAUAUGUCAAAUGUCUUGAAAAUCGUGUGGCUGUGCUUGAAAACCAAAACAAGACUCUCAUUGAGGAACUCAAGGCCCUCAAAGAUCUUUAUUGCCAUAAAGCAGAGUAACUGUCUUUGACUUGGACCUUGUUUACUAUGAACUCUAAUCAAGGCAGGAGAUGCAGCAAUUUCUACUAAUAAUUGCCAUGUGGACUUGUGGAAGGGACACUUGUGACCCUUAAGAAUCCAGUUUGGCUUAGUGUUUGAAAUUGAAUUGAGAAUGUGGUUCCAAGAUUUGGAAUGCCAACCAUGAUUGUAUUGACCAAGCUUAUUUCAAUCUGUUUUGUCAAUAGCAUGCAAAAAAAAAAAAAAAAAAAUGUCUUGUUUUGCCCUUUUGCUUCUGCUUUUUGCAGGGAAGCUGCUAAAGAAUGUCGACGUCGAAAGAAAGAAUAUGUAAAAUGUCUGGAGAGUCGAGUUGCAGUGCUGGAAGUCCAGAACAAGAAGCUUAUAGAGGAACUUGAAACCUUGAAAGACAUUUGCUCUCCCAAAACAGAUUAGUAGAAAUAUUUAACUAUGAACUGAUUUUGAAGGCAAUACAAUAUAUAGCCGGCAAGAAUUAUGGCUUUUUUUUUUCUUUCCUUUGUAUCAUUCAUCUAUUCUCUAAUCUCUAACAUUCCUAAAGUGCUUCACUGUACGUAGUUAAAUCUUAGGUAUGACUUCAAUUUUUUAAAAAGAGACAAACUGUAAAAAAAAAAUGUAUGUAACAAACUCUUAAAAUGCAAUAUUUGUAAGACUUGUUCCAAUGCCACAUAUUUGCAGUUCCCAAUCUCUGUGUCAUGAAUAGUGUCCUAGGCAAUAAAAUUUUUUGCAGGUCUUUAAAAAGAAAUAAUUUUAGGAAAGGAUGAUCAAAAAUAAUGCAUCCAGCAGGACAAUAAAAGUGAAACCCAAAACAUACCUCAGGAAAGAAUUAAAAGAAAGCGUAUAUCUAAUGAUAGACCUAGAUGAGAAUAAUAGCCUAGAAGCGAACUUAUGCAUUUGCAGAUUUUUAUAUCAGUUGCUUUAUAAAGAAAACAUUGUAUUGCUGUCCUUGAAUGCCAUAGUUGAAGAGAGUUUCUAAUAGAACCAUGUUGGUUGCACUUUGUAGUAUUUGGUGCUCAUUUAAAUAUGAACAUUUACUAUGGUUUUUUAAACCUAUUGUGUAAUAUAAGAGAUCUUGCAG
Otolemur garnettii (small-eared galago) is the source of this 2424-nucleotide messenger RNA. RefSeq names its product cAMP responsive element modulator (gene CREM). The record is from RefSeq and is a predicted model, not a curated record. The transcript is spliced from 10 exons. Gene Ontology annotation, molecular function: DNA-binding transcription factor activity, RNA polymerase II-specific; RNA polymerase II cis-regulatory region sequence-specific DNA binding; protein binding. Lineage: Eukaryota; Metazoa; Chordata; Mammalia; Primates; Galagidae. Bases 252 to 1334 code for a protein of 360 amino acids. Gene Ontology annotation, biological process: regulation of transcription by RNA polymerase II. Gene Ontology annotation, cellular component: ATF4-CREB1 transcription factor complex; nucleus.